AUGGAAGCGAAUGAGAGCCGUCACGUAUGUAGGGAAAAGAGAAAAGGGCCCAUGAUAGAACCCUGUGAGACACUCAUAGCAGAAGAUCCAGCAAAGAAAACUGAGAAGGAGCUCUCAGACAAACUGCCGCAGUGCCCCCAGGGAGCCUGCAGAGGGCGCAGCCUGUCGCCAGUGCGCAGGCGCAACUCUCCAAGCUCCGCCCUCUGCAGAGCCUCUAAUAGCGAGCUUCCGCCAGCUUUUCUCCCUUUUUCGCCCGUCCAGCCAUCGUGGUGGAAGCUCGGCUGUCAUCUCAUCAUCAUGUCCUCUCAUAAAACAUUCCGAAUCAAGAGGUUCCUGGCCAAGAAGCAGAAGCAGAAUCGUCCUAUUCCUCAAUGGAUUCGAAUGAAAACUGGUAAUAAGAUCAGGUACAAUUCAAAGAGGAGACACUGGAGGAGGACCAAACUCGGACUGUAAAGAAUGGCCAGUACAACGAAAGACAUUCUACAUAUUCCCCAUUCUACCACCCACCCCCUUUACCAUGUCAUCUAUCCAAUCAUUGAUCCAUCAAUCACCAGAUCCAUCAAUAGCCUCAUUGCACUAGAUAAGAAGGAAAUACUACGACUGCCCUCCCCAUAAGAAGGAAAUAAUAGUAAGCCUGCCCUCCCUAUUUCGGACACCGUCUGCUAAGAUGCAGACAUCCAAAAAAAAAGACAACAAAAUGUUAGGUUUGUCUUGCCCUUAAUGUGUUUCAUGGAUUGCAUUCAUGCGUUCGGGUAAUGUGUGUGUUGUGAUAUAGUUUAAAUUACUGUUACCUGCAUCUCUGUGUAGCAUUUGUAUGUUUGAGGUUAUGCUUAAGAGGUAGAGAUCAUAAUGAAACAAGUUAAUCCUGUCAAGAAAAGAACCAAGCUCCAGCCCUGCCUCGAAAAAGCCGUCACAAUAACCUCUCUGUGUUUUGUUUUGUGUUCUAAGGAGUUUUAAGAGAGCACCUACCUCACAGGGUUGUUGUGGGGAUCUAAGAUUUGCACGCCUUCAGUGUAAGCCUCCAGUGCUGCUAAUCCUGAGCUGUCUCAGCCAGAUUAUGCGCAGCUGACUGUGCUCAUUUAUCAAACUCACAGUCAGAGAAGUAGCCUGUUGACCCCCUGCUUAUUUCACACAAUAAGCUGUCUUAGUUCCUUGUUGGGAGGUGGUAAUUAAGUGUUGGCAACCUAAAAGUUGUCGGUUCUUUGUGUGUUCCGGGAAGGCCCAACCUUUGUUAGGAACUAGACCUGGUCCAGGUGAAUGGCUUCACAUUUUUCUGAAGAUGCAAUUCUGCUAAUAAAGGGCUUCUACAAAAAAAAAAA
Molecule: messenger RNA, 1319 nt
Organism: Dromiciops gliroides (monito del monte)
Lineage: Eukaryota; Metazoa; Chordata; Mammalia; Microbiotheria; Microbiotheriidae
Gene: RPL39
Product: ribosomal protein L39
Exons: 4
Coding region: 1-453 (150 amino acids)
Biological process (GO): translation
Cellular component (GO): ribosome; cytosolic large ribosomal subunit
Molecular function (GO): structural constituent of ribosome
Source: RefSeq, a predicted model, not a curated record